AGCAGCGCAUCGAGACAUAGCAGCAGCGGAUGAUUCCGAUAAAACCGAGUUGUACUCCAAUACUAGGCAAGAGGACGCACAAGUUAAAAUUAAACCUUGAGUCUAAUUGAAAUACCAGUCUUAGAUUCGACGAAGUCUGAUUUCCUUGUCGACUUCUCGCGACUUUACGUACCGUACCGUACUUCUGAAUUCUGUUCGGUGGAGUUAACACACGCGUACACCCUUUACUUUAGUUUUACUAAAAGUACCGGUACGGUACCGGUACCCAAUUUUUGGACGAGUCGCUCGCCUGUAUCUUCCCGCUGCUGGCCGUCCAGAUUAGCCUUAGCCUCGCUGUGCCACUCACAAGUCACAGCUCAGCUGGAAGCCAGUGGCUUAGCCUUGUCAUGAAGAUGGGUCGGAUUAAAAGUCAAGAAGGCUGCGGCCGCUGGGGCUCAAGUGUGGACAUCGGUCAUAUUUUAUUUAUUGCUCUGCUUUUCUCAAUGAUCCUGAUUUCAAAUUCAACUUCAAGUUCAAGCCGAAGCAAGAUCAAGACCCAAGAUUAUUUUCCAUGCAGCAAGAGGAUGUUUGCUUCUGGAGAUAGUUUUGUAUGCCAGUGUAACAGUACAUACUGUGACACAAUUGAAGGGUUCCUACCACUUGUUCCUGAUCGUUUUACCUACUACACUUCUAGUAAAUCAAGUGAUCGUCUUACAAAGCGCACAGCACCAAUAUCAUCAAAAUCUAAUGCCACAGCAUCUACAGUUAUUUUGACAGUUAAUACAUCAUCCUUGUAUCAGACUGUGUUGGGGUUUGGUGGUGCUGUGACAGACUCUAUGGCCCUUAGUGUUAAGAACCUAUCUGAAGCAAGCCAGAACAAACUCAUAAGGUCUUACUACUCUGCUGAUGGCCUAGAGUACACAUUCUCAAGGAUCAACAUAGGAACGUGUGAUUUCUCGCAGCGACCAUACAGUCUUUGUGAGUCAGAAAAUGAUUUUGAUCUGGCAAACUUUUCUCUAGCUGAUGAAGAUAUCAAUUAUAAGAUCCCUGUUCUUCAAGCAGCCAUGAAAGCUAGUGUACGCCCUCUAAAGUUUUUCUGUACACAGUGGUCUCCUCCAAAAUGGAUGAAGACGAGUGGUACCUACCGAUACAGAGGCCAAGUCAUUGGGGAACCUGGUGGCAAGUAUUACAAGACACUUGCCUUAUAUCUAGCCAAGUUCAUUGAAGGCUAUGCCAAACACAACGUGAGCAUGUGGGGUAUGACAGUACAGAACGAGCCAUGGGCGGGGGCUAUCAAGGACCAACCCAAUGCCUGUAACUACAUGACCCCUCAGAUUGAGAGAGACUUUGUGAAGCUUGAUCUGGGUCCCACCCUGGAGGAACGUGGUCUGGGGAAUGUCAGUAUCAUGAUGCUGGAUGAUCAGAGGUUUGAACUUCCCGAGUGGCCUGUUGUGGUUCUUGGUGAUUCUGAGGCCGAGAAGUAUGUCAAGGGUAUCGCUGUUCACUGGUACUGGGACAAACAGUCUCCAACCCUCAAGUUGGAUCUUACCAACAAUCUCUUCCCAAAUAAAUUUAUUCUUUACACCGAGGCUUGCCAGGGAACCUCUGAGACGCCUGGUGUUAAGGUGUCCCUGGGAAGCUGGGAACAAGGAGAAGGGUACACCCAGAAUAUCAUACAGAAUAUGAACCACUGGGUGACUGGUUGGGUGGACUGGAACAUGGCUCUUAACAUCCAGGGAGGCCCAAGCUGGAUUGCUCAUAAACUCAAUGCUCCUGUCAUUGUUGAUGCAGAAUAUGAUGUAUUCUACAAGCAACCCAUGUAUUACCAUUUAGGUCACUUUAGUAAGUUUGUACCUCCUGAUUCUGUUAGAGUAGGACUUGAGAUUGACCAGAAUGACGAACAAAAACUUGAGGCUAUCUCCUUCUUAAGACCAGAUGGUUUGGUAGUUCUGGUCGCCAUCAAUGUGCAAGAAGAUCCGAUUCCCAUCACCAUCAACCAUAAUGCAACAGGAUUUCUCAACUCAGUCGUUCCGGCCCGCUCAGUACAAACAUACCUCUGGAAGCCAGCUCACUCUUAACACUAGCUCUGAUGGAUAAAGACAACCCAGCACAGUACAGCUUCUCGUUGGCUUAUAACCAAAUAUGUAUUAAUUAUCUAUCCACAAGACCUCAUACAGUACAUACCAUAUUUUCUCAUUCCAUUGCUAUGUUUACCAUGAAUACUUGUAUAUCUCAUCAUCGAGAACUAAGAUGGAGUCAAAUUUGCAAUAAUUUCUAAAUAUUGUUAGAUUGUUUAUAUUUUCUAUGCAACAUUUUGUAUUUUUAUAACUCACCUAUGUACUCAAACAAAUUGUAUGACAACCAGUAUGUAUCACUAUCAACCAUUAUUAACAGUGCACAAACAUUUUAGCUGGAGGAAGUUAAGUUCCAAAUACUAAUGUAAAUAUACAAUAUAUGUAUUAAUCUGCAUCAUUAUGUUUAGUGUGAAUGACAAAGUGCAAUCAUGAAUUGAAUCAUUUAUCAUUGUCCAUUUCAUGGGGAUUUCUUUAUUCUUUUUUGAAGUGCAGAUAUUCCAUAUGACAAACGUAUAUUUUACCCUACAUCACUUACCUCUGUGUCCUUUUUUGUUAGAUUUUUCGCGGACUCACUGUUCAAUCUUAUGUUUUAUUCCUGAUGUUUAUGAAGGAUGCAUACUCAAAUGCCUCAGUUCUAGUGGUUUAUAGAUAUACUUCUUUAUUUGGGGAGGGAUGUGAUGAGAUCAUAAUUUUGAGUAAUUUUGUUAAUCUUCCUCUGCAUUUUUUGCAAGACUAUGAAAUUUGUCUUCCAUUGUUUUAAAUGGAUUGUUUAACUUCAUUCAGGAUGUGAAGAUAUUUUUUCCCUUCUAAUGGUAUACCGGUAAUCAUAAUUGGAAAUCUAUAGGUCAGGAAAGAAUCGCCAGAGAUUUUUAGCUAAUUAGUUUUUCAAUUGCUGAUAGCUCUUUGACGUUUUAAAAUUCUUCCACAUAAGAAUUACAAUUUCAUGUUUGUUUGAAUAUUUUCAAUUCUGGGUAAUCAUGAUAAUGUUUUUUACUAUAUCUGCCAUUUGGUUUUUAUAAUCCAAGUUAUUUAAGUGUGCUUGAGCUGCUUGUUCUGUUCACUCAGAUAUGUCCUGUGCAUAUUCCUGUAUUAUGAGCAAUUUGAAUGUUAAAUAGAGCGAGGAAUUACUACUUAAUCUCUGUGAUAAUGAUGACUGCAUCAAUAAGUGUCUAUAUAAUGAUAAUACAAUAAUUACAUUAAUAUGGCGCUUAAUAUUACAUGUAUAUGGUGCUUAAUACUACAUUUAUAUGGGGCUUAAUACUACAUUUAUAUGGCGCUUAAUACUGCAUGUAAUGGCACUUAAUACUACAUUUAUAUAGCGCUUAAUACUACAUGUAUAUGGCGCUUAAUACUACGUGUAUAUGGCGCUUAAUUCUACAUUUAUAUAGCGCUUAAUACUACAUGUAUAUAGCACUUAAUAUUACAUUUAUAUGGUGCUUAAUACUACGUUUAUAUGGCGCUUAAUGCUCAGUGUUUGAAAGAGGUUUACAGUUUUAUUAUCAUUACCCUGCCUGCACACAGUAUAUGCAAUUUCUCCAUUCCAUGGGGAGCAUUCCAACAAGAGUUCCAAAACUCGAUUGCUAGGCAUACUACAUCCUGGUGGGUGUUUCAUAAAGCUGUUUGUAAAGUUACGAACGACUUUAGGCACGAAUGGAACAUGUUCUCAGGUCAUAUCUCAAUUACAUACGGAUAUCACAUAGCACAAGAAAGGAUCACCAGUCGUGCGUCAUUCGUAUCUUACGAACGGCUUUAUGAAACUCCCACCAGGGUGCCCAUUUAACACCUGUGUGAAU
Molecule: messenger RNA, 3847 nt
Organism: Lytechinus variegatus (green sea urchin)
Lineage: Eukaryota; Metazoa; Echinodermata; Echinoidea; Temnopleuroida; Toxopneustidae
Product: lysosomal acid glucosylceramidase-like
Exons: 10
Coding region: 387-2057 (556 amino acids)
Biological process (GO): glucosylceramide catabolic process
Molecular function (GO): glucosylceramidase activity
Source: RefSeq, a predicted model, not a curated record